AUGUCUUUAACAAAUGGCCACAAUGUGAACAAGGAAACAUGGGAUUCACACAACAAGAUGAUGCUGGAGCCUCUGUCCGUCAACGACUCGGAGGUGUUCUCCAUUAUAAAAAAAGAGAAACACAGGCAGACGUACGGUCUGGAGCUGAUAGCGUCGGAGAACUUUGCCAGCAGAGCCGUUCUAGAGGCUCUGGGUUCCUGCAUGAACAACAAAUACUCAGAGGGAUAUCCCGGUCAGAGGUACUAUGGUGGUACGGAGCAUGUUGAUGAGCUGGAGAGACUCUGUCAGAAGAGAGCACUAGUGACCUAUGGUCUGGACUCAGACAAAUGGGGCGUCAACGUGCAGCCAUACUCAGGUUCCCCUGCUAACUUUGCAAUCUACACGGCCGUUGUGGAGCCCCAUGGCAGGAUCAUGGGGCUGGACCUUCCUGAUGGAGGUCACCUGACACACGGCUUCAUGACUGAGAAGAAGAAAAUUUCAGCAACGUCCAUCUUCUUUGAGUCCAUGCCGUAUAAGGUGAAUCAAGAAACUGGCUACAUUGACUAUGACAGACUGCAAGAAAACGCUCGGCUGUUCCACCCCAGACUCAUCAUUGCAGGAACGAGCUGCUAUUCCCGCAACCUAGAGUACGGCCGCCUGAAGCAGAUCGCUAAUGAGAAUGGUGCAUAUUUGAUGGGAGACAUGGCUCACAUCAGUGGAUUGGUGGCUGCCGGAGUGGUGCCCUCACCCUUUGACUACUGUGACAUUGUUUCCACGACAACACACAAGACGCUGCGUGGCUGCCGCGCUGGACUCAUCUUCUACAGGAAAGGCGUGCGGAGUGUCGAUGCCAAGGGGAAGGAGACUCUGUACAACUUGGAGUCUUUGAUCAAUCAGGCUGUGUUUCCAGGGCUGCAGGGAGGACCACACAACCACGCUAUUGCAGGUGUUGCUGUAGCUCUCAAACAAGCCAUGACGCCGGAGUUCAAGGCCUACCAGCUACAGGUUCUUGCUAACUGCAAAGCUCUAUCCAGUGCCCUUAUUGACCACGGCUACAAGAUUGUCACUGGCGGUUCCGACAACCAUCUGAUUCUGCUGGACUUGCGCAACAAAGGAAGUGAUGGAGGACGAGCUGAGAAAGUUUUGGAAGCCUGUGCUAUUGCUUGUAAUAAGAACACCUGUCCAGGGGAUAAGAGUGCUCUGCGCCCGAGUGGUCUGAGGCUCGGCUCUCCAGCUCUGACCUCCAGAGGCAUGAUGGAGGAGGACUUCAAGAAGGUUGCCGAGUUCAUUCACAGAGGUAUUGCGCUGACCUUGGAGCUGCAGAGAAGCCUGGAUCCCAAAGCCACUCUGAAGGAGUUCCUUCAGGCGCUGGCCCAGGGGGAGAAGUUCCAGCAGCGGGUAUCAGAAAUCAGGGGAGAGGUGGAGGGUUUCGCUGGUCAGUUCCCCAUGCCUGGCCUACCUGAGCUGUAAAGGGCAGCAGUUCAGACAUUAAUCACACUGGACUGAUGAUUAUAACAAAUGUUAUAAUGCCAAAUUUUGGUGGUGUGUUGUGUGUAUAUUAUUUAAGUGUACACCUCUUAAUUCUGUCACUGCUCAAAUCAAGACACUUCCUCAUUACCUCACAACAGUUCAGUUUUAGCAGAUUGUUUUUAGCAGAUUUGUUUUAAUAGAAAGAUUUGCAGACUUCAUUGUUGUCAAAUUAUCCAGUGUUGCUAUGAGCCUAUGCGGUUUUAAAUGGGUGUUGUUUUACAAUGUAGCCUUGGUCUCGGUUGUUCCGAUCACAGUUCAGCUUUAAUCUUGUCCGAAAUCAUUUCUUUUGUAUUGAAAUUACAAAGUUUUCUUACAGACUGUACUGCAGAUUGAAUCACAAAGCAUGACUACUACUUUCAUACAUGAGUAUUCUAUAUCAUUAUACUGUAUACAUAUACAGUAUAAUAAAUGAAAAAAAACACAAUUGUUGCAAUUAAAGACUCCAUAAUGAAUGAAACGACAGCUAUUGUGUAUGAGCUUUCAAUUUAACUGCAAACUGGUGCAGACUCCUUUUAAACCAAAACCUCUGCAAACAUCAUACCUCAUAUUAUUUGGUGAAAUUAACAAUGUCAGCAGGAUCACUGUCUGAAAUGCAUUCCUCUGUAAAUUUGCACCCUGAGGUGUUAAAUGAGGAAGACUGAAUGUUAUAUUAAAAGAGACACAUUAUUUAUCCCCACUCUGAAUCUUCUGGACCUGAUAUCAAUUCAAAUCAGAUAGUGCGGUAGGUAAAACAAUAGCAUAUGUGCAUGCUGUCAUAUUGAAAAUAUAUAUCAGAUAACCGUAUUCUCGAUGUAAUGGGAUCAGUAAUUUGUUAUCUUGAGAAAACAAUCUGUUUUCCAAAGGAGUAUUUGACAUAAAUUCCAUAGAUGGCUGGAUAAAAUCAAAUUAUUGCAGCCACAGAUGUUCUCUGCUUCUGCACAACUCCAAUGAAAUCGUGUUGCUAUAAGAAUAAAUAUGAUGAAAAAUCA
This is a messenger RNA of Sebastes umbrosus (honeycomb rockfish), 2477 nucleotides long. It is a transcript of the gene shmt1, whose product is annotated as serine hydroxymethyltransferase 1 (soluble). The transcript has 11 exons. The coding region runs from base 1 to 1449 and encodes 482 amino acids. The record is from RefSeq and is a predicted model, not a curated record. Gene Ontology annotation, cellular component: cytoplasm; cytosol; nucleus. Gene Ontology annotation, molecular function: glycine hydroxymethyltransferase activity; serine binding; mRNA 5'-UTR binding. Lineage: Eukaryota; Metazoa; Chordata; Actinopteri; Perciformes; Sebastidae. Gene Ontology annotation, biological process: L-serine catabolic process; tetrahydrofolate interconversion; folic acid metabolic process.